This is a messenger RNA of Pecten maximus, 2067 nucleotides long. RefSeq lists its product as uncharacterized. The record is from RefSeq and is a predicted model, not a curated record. The transcript has 4 exons. Lineage: Eukaryota; Metazoa; Mollusca; Bivalvia; Pectinida; Pectinidae. Bases 402 to 1145 code for a protein of 247 amino acids.
CGCUGUGUCGUCACAGCACUGGGGAAACCCUGCAUGAGCUCUACUCCACUGCUAGUGUGUGUAGUAACAAUAGCUAUGACUCAGACUGAUGGCAUCCGAAAACCAGAACCGCAUCCGAUCUAACACGCAUAGUGAUUUAUACAACCAAAACUAUUGAAGCGAUUUGAUUGGUCCUUCUCGAACAGAAGCCUAAUCAAUUCUUCGACAGAAUUUCCAAAAUGUCUUGUAUCUGUUACUAUUGUUAGGGAUUCAAGGCAAGAUGUUGAUGAAACAGAAAAUCGAAAGUUACAAAUUUCUGAAGUUAGUAGUAUAUAAAAUGUGCAAAAUGUCGAAACACAUCAGUAAGCAACGAAUACCAACUGAACACAACUGUAAGCAAAGGAACCCAAUUGAUACGCAAUAUGAAGCAAGGAUUUACAGCCAGUUAUUUCACACUCGCCAUUAUAAAAUUGGCUUGUAUCUACCCAGUAAUGAUGGAGGCAGCACCCAUUUCUGGAUACAAAGGAUCAUGGAGAAAUCCAUGUAAUGAAGCCACACCUUCGUUUGAACCAUACAAUACUACGAACGAAAACAAAGCGCACGUCCUUCAAGUGGUUCUUAUACAACUUGAGGAGGCAAAAAUCGUGGCCGACAACCUUAAACAUGAAUACAGAACACAUCGCGUAGCAAAUCAAGUUUCUGACGGACCGUGCGUUUCUGGAUUUGAGGAUAACCUUGACAAUGUAUAUAGACAUGUUGAUGGGUUCCCAGACCUUAGCCAGUACUUCGUACAACGUAACACCAUUGCUAUUUGCGACAAUAUUUCCGCGACAUUUCUUGAUGAUUACAGAACUCUAGUCCAAGUUAUGAUUUUCUUAGAAGAAACAAUUGAAGAAGAAUAUACUCAAAACAACAGAAUCUACGAACACCAACUGUUGGAACUGCAUGGGUCAAUCAAAGGAAUUAUGUGUAACUUUCACUUCGUUGAGCAACGUUGUGGCCUAGAGGAACAACAUCUGAAUGCGACUGAAAUGAUUGACCAGUACAAAGCAUCCCCUGUUUCUGAACGUGAUUACUUGUUGAUCAGAGACAUUGCAGUUUUAGUUCGGGCACUGCAUGCCAGAUAUAACACAUGCAAUAUAUUGCUUAGCAGAGGCUCGACAUAAUUCCUUUCAAUUUAUUUGUCCUUUCCACUAGAACUGAUAUAUCUCAAUGAUAUAUUUCCGUUUAUCUAACAACGAAUGCUUCCACAUAUUAAGUUCAAUCUCGUUCAUUACAUCACAAACUUGUUUGUCAAACGGUGGUAUUAUAACGUUAUUUUAUAUUAAUGGAAAGGGUCUUCGGAUGACUGGUUCAAACCUGACCAAACACUAAUCUACAUUCCUUAAAUUUUUUAAAGUUUUAUUUGAGUUUGUGACCUAGGUGAGGUGAGUGAGUCUCUGAAAUACUUAGGAAAUUACUUGUCGAGACUCAAUUGCCAAACUUAUUUAUUCUUUGAUAGAAUGAAGACAAUUAUUUUUCCUCCUUAAAUUUGAUAAUUUCUGUAUAGAAUAUGCUCUCUCCGUACUGAGAAUGGAUACCUAUAAUGCCAUUGUUGUACUAUUGAAGUCCUGAUUAUCGAAAUCGACACAGAAGAUUUGAUAUCUUCUAGUGAGACUUUGUCAUUUUCUUUUUCCUUUUUUUCUUUCUUUUUAUAUACAUUGCAGACCAUUUUAUAUAUUCGUCUGAUUGGAUUUUUCAAUCGUCCUGACGUUGUAGUUGAUGUUAUGAAUAUCAUUAUAUUUAUAUAUUGAUGAUAAACAUUUGGAUAAUAGUAUAAUUUAGUUAAAUGUAUAUACAUACAAAGUAUGUUAAUGUAAAUGAUUUCACCACAGUAUUGACUGUCUAGGUAUCAUGAACUGUAUGUUCAUAGAACAUGUAUGAUUAUAUUAAUCAGUGUGUCCAUAAAUCCUUGUUUCAACGUCCAAAGUUGUUUUUUUAUAUACGGUAUAUAUUUUUUAUGUUUUUAUUUUGCAGUAAAUUUUGAUAUUGUCCUCUUUCAUGUAUGAUUUUUAUUUUACUGUGUUGAUAAAUGACGAUAUUAUUGCU